CUUCAGCUAAAUAAGUCUACUGGCAUAUAAACUGAAAUUGAAACUGCUUGUUUUGGGUUGGUACUUCUUUUUCUUUUAUUCUAAUUGAAAAUGAUAUUUUAAUCUCAUCAAGGAGAACUCUUAUUUUAUAUAUUUAUCUCAUGUGCAUCAGGUUUAUAUUGUGCUGAUUAGCAGGAAAUAUGAUUUGCGUCAAAUGAAAGUAACUCUCUGUAUUCUGCUGUCUUUUCAUCUCAUAAUUAUUAUUGCCGUUCCUUGAUCAUAGUGAUUAGUAAAGAACUGAUAGUUAUGGUUGAGCCUAUAUUUGAUUAUCAAUUUCGUAUAAUAGUAGUAGGAGAUAGCACUGUAGGUAAAAGUGCAUUGCUUCGCGCUUUUACAGAAGGAAAAUUUCCUGAAGUUUGCGAUCCUACGGUAGGAGUGGAUUUCUUUGCUCGACUCAUAGAAGUUAAAGAAGGUGUGAGGGUGAAACUUCAAUUGUGGGAUACAGCUGGGCAAGAAAGAUACAGGUAUUUAUGGACUAUUACAUGGUCUUAUUACAGAAAUGCAGUAGGUGCUUUGCUACUAUAUGAUGUUACACGCCGUUCCAGCUUUGAACAUUUAGUAGAAUGGCUUUUUGAAGCUAGGCGCCAUAUUGAACCUGGUCGAGCUAUGUUUGAGGUUGUUGCUUGCAAAAUCGACUUAGAGAGUAGUAGAGUUGUUACAACAGAGGAAGGAAAAGCAUUUGCUGAUUCUUAUGGACUAUCUUUUAUUGAGACUUCAGCAAAAACUGGAUAUAAUUUAGAAAAAGCUUUUGCAACUAUUUCCCAGCAAAUUUAUGAAAAAAUUCAGACUGGUGAAUUCAAAAUGCUUGAUGGUUGGGAUGGAAUAAGAACAGGAUUCAAUAGGUCUAAAGAUUCAUUACGGUUGAUGGAAGCUGAAGUAGAAAGAGAUCGCUGUUGCUAGCUUUAAACAAAAAUCUUCAAAAAUAAAUUAAUUAAUAACAAAUACUCAUUUAGCAUUUAAAAAAUAAACAAAAGUUUAUUAAGAGG
Molecule: messenger RNA, 1025 nt
Organism: Parasteatoda tepidariorum (common house spider)
Lineage: Eukaryota; Metazoa; Arthropoda; Arachnida; Araneae; Theridiidae
Gene: Rab39
Product: RAS oncogene family member Rab39
Molecular function (GO): GTPase activity; GTP binding
Source: RefSeq, a predicted model, not a curated record